Molecule: messenger RNA, 2259 nt
Organism: Lottia gigantea (owl limpet)
Lineage: Eukaryota; Metazoa; Mollusca; Gastropoda; Lottiidae
Exons: 21
Biological process (GO): intracellular protein transport; Golgi to plasma membrane transport; exocytosis
Cellular component (GO): membrane; exocyst
Source: RefSeq, a predicted model, not a curated record
AGAGCUGUUUACGAUGGGGCUGAGUUAGAAAAGUUUCUGGAUAAACUUGAUACACGAAUAAAAGGCCAUGAUAAAGAAAUUGAACGAAUGUGUAAUUAUCAUUAUCAGGGAUUUAUAGAUUCUAUCAGAGAGUUACAACAAGUCAGUGGUGAUGCAGCUAAAUUAAAGGAUGAUAUUGGUGGUGUGGAUAAAGAGUUACAGAAAUCCUGUCAACUGUUAUUAAAACGUGGUGAUGAACUCGUACGAUGUCGACAAGUACAGAAAAACAUUACAACUGCUAUAGAUAACCUGUCUUUAUCACUUCCAGUGCUUGAGAUGUACGGUAAAUUACAAGAACAAAUGAAGCAUAAAAGAUAUUAUCCUGCCCUAAAGACCCUAGAACAAUUAGAACAUACUUAUCUUCCACGAGUUAUGACCCAUUGGUUUUCACAAACUAUGUCAAAUGCAAUACCUAAACUUCGAGAACAAAUUAAAGUGGCUUCCAUGUCAGAAUUAAAAGACUUUCUGGAGAGUAUUCGGAAGAAUUCAGCAAAGAUUGGAGAAGUUGCUAUGAAACAUGUAAGUAGUCUGAUUGUCAGGUUUGAAUUGCCAAUAUUCAGCAAAGUAUGCAGUUUAUUGCAGAGACGACAAAGGUUCAAAGAUGUCUUGUAUUAUUUGCAGGAAUUAAGUGCCCAAGAUUUGAUAGAUUUUAGUCCUGUGUAUAGAUGUUUACAUAUUUACUCCGUUCUGGGUGAUCGAGAAAAAUUUGAAAAUUAUUAUCGAACUCAGAGAUGGAAACAGGCUAGAUUGUCUUUACAACCUCCCUCUAAUAUGCAUGAAAGUAUUGAUGCAUUUCAAAAAUAUUUCCAUGAUAUUGUUGGUUUUUUUGUUGUUGAAGAUCAUAUCUACCACACUAGUCAGGGACUGGUUAAUCGAGCCUAUAUAGAUGAAUUAUGGGAAAAGGCUGUAGAGAAAAUGGUUGCCACGUUACGUGCCAGUGCACAAUCCUGUAGAAUGUCCACAUUAAUUUUAGAGAUUAAAAAAUUAAUAGUUUUAUUUUGCCACACCUUGAAGGGGUAUGGUUUUAGUGUAGGCAGACUUUUAGAACUUUUGUUAGAAAUGAGAGAUCGUUAUAGUGAAAUUUUAUCUGACCAAUGGAUAGAUGUUUUUAAUGAAAUAUUUCAAGAAGAUAACUAUACACCUAUUAGUGUUUCUACAAUUGAAGAGUUCAGUUUAAUAACAUCACAGUUACCAUAUGUAGACAAACAGUUAGAAUCUGAACCAUUUCCAAGACGGUUUCCAUACUCUCAGUUUGUACCUAGUGUAUUCAACCAAGUUAAAGAAUACAUCAACGCCUGUUUAAAAUUCUCAGCAGAUUUACAUCUCAGCCAUACAGAAAUAGAUGAUAUGAUUAGAAAAUCAACCAAUAAUUUAUUAACGAAAACACUAGGUGGCUGCUUAUCUCAGUUGAUUAAACGUCCUAACUUCGGACUCUUACAGUUGAUCCAAAUAUCUAUUAAUAUGAACUACCUAGAGAAAUCAUGUUCGUUAUUAGAAGAAUACAUAUCUAGUAUAACAGGGGCAGAAAAAGACAGUGUACAUGUGUCGAGGUUGCAUGGAACAUCUAUGUUUAAGGAUGCAAGAAAUGAUGCUGAACAACAUAUUUAUCAUCAACUUAAUCUAAAAAUAGAUGAAUUUUUAGAACUCGCCACGUAUGAUUGGACGAUAACUGAAUCACGCGGUCAUUCCAGUGGAUAUAUCAUGGAUCUAAUUGCCUUCCUACAGAGUACCUUUAUGUCCUUCACUAACUUACCUGAAAAAGUAGCAAGAACAGCGUGUAUGUCAGCUUGUCAACAUAUAGCAGCUAAAUUAAUGGAGUUUUUAGUUGAUAAUGAUGUGAAACAGAUGACAAUGGGGGCAUUACAACAAUUUAAUUUAGAUUUAAUACAAUGUGAAGAGUUUGCUGAUUCAGAGCCAGUACCUGGAUCUAGUGAUGGAACUUUAAAACUGGCUUUUGCUGAUCUGAGACAAUUACUAGAUCUGUUUAUAAAUUGGGACUGGUCGAUGUAUCUAGCUGAUUAUGGUAAACAACAUUCGAAAUAUAUCAGAGUACCUCGAUAUACAGCUAUUAAUCUCUUAGAAAAAUUAAACAAUGCAGAUAAGAAGAAAAAUAAUUUGUUUACAGCGUUAAAAAAGAACGAAAGAGACAAGAAAAAAUUAGUAGAAACAGUGUUAAAACAGUUGCGUGGUCUAGAAAAUGGUACUGCAGUACAUGGAUAA